Messenger RNA from Westerdykella ornata, 520 nucleotides. RefSeq lists its product as uncharacterized. NCBI's taxonomy places the organism in Eukaryota, Fungi, Ascomycota, Dothideomycetes, Pleosporales, Sporormiaceae. Bases 140 to 520 code for a protein of 126 amino acids. The record is from RefSeq and is a predicted model, not a curated record. The transcript has a single exon.
UAAGAUUACAACUCGCCGGGACUAGCGCUUAUUGGUUGGGUAGAAGCUUCGAGGGAGGGAAUGAAAUGGGGGAAGCGAUCCUCAUGGUGUUGAAGUUGGCAGCAAAAUCGCACCGAGCACACCAAGAUGACGGGUACGCAUGACCGCGGCGCCCUCACUAUCGUGCGCCAGAGCGGCUGCCGUCGGGCUUGUUGGAGUGUUGCGCAUUUCAGUACCGAGUAGGUCCUUCAGGCGGGACUUUGUCGUUGGUUCUCGCUGUUGGGAGCAACAUCAGUCUCUCGUGAGCGACAACCUACAUAGGAAAUUCUCUAAACGCAUUCUGAACUACUCCGUAAUUUCCUACACUCUCCUCUCACUAGACGUGCUCGGUUGCGUAUGCUAUGCGAAUCCGAAUCAAGCUCGCGCUGUUCAUCAACCUGAGAGAUAUUCGCGCGGCCCUUCCCACACCCAGCAGCUGCACCGCCAUCUCGCAGGAUCAUGGGUGCGUGUCGAGGGGGUACAGAGCACGCGGCGGUUUUGA